ACCCAUUUAAACAGAAUAACAAGGAGACCUGAGCCAUUUGUUCCUCACCUCAUUUGUCAAACAACUUUUCGUUAUGGGUCGAUUCCUGAAAGUUCUCUUGCUGGUAAUGUGGGGAGCUUUUGCCGUUGCUCUCUCACAAGAUCUGGGUGGUUCACAAAUAGGUGCUGGAGAAUUAAGAAAACCAGGUGACUGUCCAAAAGUUUCUGAAGGCAGUGAAGACCACACUCAGUGCAGUGAGACUUGUGUUGAUAAGGACAACUGUACAACUAAUGUUUGUGAUUCUGACUCCGAGUGUGAAGGAAGCUUCAAGUGCUGUACAACCAUUUGUGGAACUGCCUGUGUCCCACCAGUUUUCAGAAAUCCAUGUCAAGAUAACUUUGAUUGUCCUUGGUCACUGAAGUGCUGUGAAGGUGUAUGUGACAGUGACUGUGUCUAUCAGUCAAAGAACAAGGAUCCUACCCAAAACCAAAAGAAGAAGCAAUGAUCAAAACGUACUUUGGGUCCUCAUUGCUAAAAAUUAUGAAAAUUAAAUGGUAGAAUAAAUACAUAUCAAAAACA
Molecule: messenger RNA, 558 nt
Organism: Rana temporaria (common frog)
Lineage: Eukaryota; Metazoa; Chordata; Amphibia; Anura; Ranidae
Product: antileukoproteinase-like
Exons: 4
Coding region: 74-484 (136 amino acids)
Cellular component (GO): extracellular region
Molecular function (GO): peptidase inhibitor activity
Source: RefSeq, a predicted model, not a curated record